AUGGCUCGCACUAAGCAGACAGCGCGUAAGUCAACUGGUGGCAAAGCUCCCAGGAAACAACUUGCUACUAAGGCUGCUCGGAAAUCAGCACCAUCGACGGGUGGGGUCAAAAAGCCUCAUCGCUACCGUCCAGGUACCGUUGCGCUUCGUGAGAUUCGACGUUACCAAAAGUCAACGGAGUUGCUGAUUCGCAAGCUGCCAUUCCAGCGCUUGGUUCGCGAGAUCGCUCAGGAUUUCAAAACCGAUCUUCGAUUUCAGUCAGCUGCGAUAGGUGCACUUCAAGUAAGCUACUUGAAUAUUGUCAAGGGAUUAAACAAUUUCCUCCGUUAA
This is a messenger RNA of Thelazia callipaeda (thelaziosis nematode), 330 nucleotides long. The record is from the annotation of a GenBank genome assembly. NCBI's taxonomy places the organism in Eukaryota, Metazoa, Nematoda, Chromadorea, Rhabditida, Thelaziidae.